UUAUCAGUAACAAUACAACUUUGAAAAACAUGAAAUAGUGAGAUAACAUCCGCGCGAAUUAGACUUAUUAUUAUCUUACCAUAAUUGGAUGUCUCUAAGAUAAAGUUACAAUGAAUUUCAUCAGUAAGAAUUCAAAAUUGGCCCGGAAUAUUUUAUUCAGCCGGAACUUGAGUUCUUCUACAUCUCAAAUAAGAAUUUAUGAAGUAGGCCCAAGGGACGGCCUACAAAAUGAAUCUAAACUUGUGCCGACAGAAGUGAAAGUGGAAUUAAUUCAUAAGUUGGCUGAAGCUGGCCUAAAGGAUAUUGAGUCUGCUAGUUUCGUCAGCCCAAAAUGGGUUAAGCAAAUGGCUGAUGGAAAAGAUGUUAUGAACACUAUCAAAAGAGUUCCUGGAGUCAAUUACCCUGUUCUUGUGCCAAACCUUAAAGGCUACAGUAUAGCUAGAGAAUGCAAUGUAGAAGAAGUGGCGAUAUUUCCAGCAGGAUCUGAGGGAUUUUCACAAAAGAACCUGAACUGUUCUGUGGAAGAAGGUCUUAAACGGUUCAAAGAAGUUGCUGUGCAGGCAGUAAAAGAUGGACUGCGUGUCAGGGGAUACAUUUCCUGCGUGGUUGGCUGCCCUUAUGAUGGUCCAGUUAGUCCAAAAGCUAUUGCCAAGAUAACCGAGGAGCUGUUAUCCAUGGGGUGCUAUGAGGUGUCCCUGGGCGACACCAUCGGCGUCGGCACCGCGGGCUCCGUGCGGCGGCUGCUGCGAGAGGUGCUGACGGUGGCGAAGCCCCAGCAGUUAGCUUUGCACUUCCACGACACAUAUGGCCAGGGCUUGUCCAAUUUGCUCGCUGGAUUGGAGUUCGAUAUUACGACUGUGGACUCGUCUAUCUCCGGCUUAGGAGGAUGCCCGUACGCGAGGGGAGCCAGCGGCAAUCUGGCUACAGAGGACUUGGUUUAUUUCCUCUACGGACUGGGCGUCAACACCCACCUGGACCUAAUGAAACUCGUCGAGGCGGGCCGCUACAUAUCCAACUUCCUAGGCAAACCCACCGAGUCCAAAGUGAACCGAGCACUCAGCGACAAGUUCAAAAACCACAAAGACGUCGCCCGGAUGGCCUCCUGCGCCGUUUGAACUUUAAACGCGUAAUGAAAUAUGAAACAUUACCGCGAUAAAUACGUACCUACGCAAUUGAUGUAAAUACAUGUAAAUAUGAAACAUCUGUUGUUGUGUCUACUUAAAUAAAGUUUUAUACGACGCGAA
This is a messenger RNA of Ostrinia furnacalis (Asian corn borer), 1244 nucleotides long. It is a transcript of the gene Hmgc, whose product is annotated as hydroxymethylglutaryl-CoA lyase. The transcript has 6 exons. Lineage: Eukaryota; Metazoa; Arthropoda; Insecta; Lepidoptera; Crambidae. The record is from RefSeq and is a predicted model, not a curated record. Gene Ontology annotation, biological process: ketone body biosynthetic process; L-leucine catabolic process. Gene Ontology annotation, molecular function: hydroxymethylglutaryl-CoA lyase activity. Bases 111 to 1115 code for a protein of 334 amino acids.